This is a messenger RNA of Anopheles coustani, 6514 nucleotides long. RefSeq names its product phosphatidylinositol 4-kinase alpha (gene Pi4KIIIalpha). Gene Ontology annotation, cellular component: plasma membrane; cytoplasm. The transcript is spliced from 13 exons. Lineage: Eukaryota; Metazoa; Arthropoda; Insecta; Diptera; Culicidae. The record is from RefSeq and is a predicted model, not a curated record. Gene Ontology annotation, biological process: phosphatidylinositol phosphate biosynthetic process; phosphatidylinositol-mediated signaling. Gene Ontology annotation, molecular function: 1-phosphatidylinositol 4-kinase activity. Bases 1 to 6216 code for a protein of 2071 amino acids.
AUGGUAGGAAACGAGCGAUUUUCGUUUCAAAAAACCGUCCAGUGUAUGGCCCGUGUGCUGGCAAUGAUUAAACCAACGCCAUGGGAAAAGGUACAAACUUUGUUCAAGUACUGCCCACAGGAAAAUGCAGCGGGCGUGUUUUGCUUGGAUGCCAGGGCACAGGACGCGGUGAUUGCGUUGGGAUUAUAUUUCCUUGAAAGUGGCUAUCAGUACUCCAAGGAAAUCAUUCCCUACCUGCUCCGGUUAGCCAAGGCACUGCCCAAGGCAGUCUGGAUCGAUGACGUCAAACCGAACAAAAUCGAUAAAAUCCCAACCGCCGAGAAAUUCAGCUUCUGUCUCAACAGCCUGCUGUCGGACAUUGCGGUUGGAUGUCCGGAGCACCGUGAUGAAAUCAUCGUCAACCAGGUGGAAGUGCUGACGGUGCUGACAAACAUGAUCAAGGGUAGCAAAGAGAGCAAUACUCUGCCACCGAUUAUUCUUUGCAAAGCAACAGUGCCACUCCUACUCGGCCUAAGCCGUUCGAUGGGUCGCUAUGCGGCCGGGGACCCUCCACUGCUCUGCCGGCUUUUCCCCAAGGAUGAAAUUCUCGUCGUUCGGUCCCCCGAGACGCCACUGAUGGCCGACGCGAAGGACAGCACCAGCGUGAGCCAGUUUCGAUCGAUCAUACCCCGCUCAAUGUCUGGCAGCCUGUCGAUGGACGGACCGGAGGCGGAAAAAUCGAUCAACAGUACCCGCAAGAAGCUAAGCUCGUUCUACUCCGUCCCGUACGAUCCGACCACGUACUUCUUCGCGAAGUAUGGCUCCAGCUUCAACCAGUUCCCGAACAUGCGCUUCUGCGAGUCGAUGGAACAGAACGAUCGGCUGCAGUUUCCGAUCAAUCAUCUGCAGACAAUCUUUGCGCUGGCGAAGAAGCUACUGACCAAAGAGACACUCGAGCAUCUGGACGAGCAGGCGGGCGAUAUUUACGCUCUCAAUCAGAUUAAACCGUACGGUUACAAGAGCUUUUCGGAAACAAUCAACCUGGUGAUGGUGACACUCCUUCGUGAAAUACUGCAAAAUCAAACAGAUCUGCCAACUCCGUUCACGAAGGAUGUGCAGGAAUUUGUCAAACGACUGUUCCUGAUUGGGCAGACGGAACUGCAAAACAAGCAGCACGACGCGCUCGAUCGUGUCCGGGACCCAAACAACAUCGUGGUCAACAAAUACAAAAUCAACGUCAUGGCAAAUGCCGCCUGUGUUGAUCUGCUCGUGUGGGCAAUCGGCGAUGAGACAGAAGCGGACAAACUGUGCAGUCGACUGUACCAGAAGCUCAACUCGGUGCUGGGACACAAAGUGGUGAUGGAUCAUAUGCCCUUGUUGAUGGUUUGUUUGGAGGGCUUAGGUAAGCUAGCACAAAAGUUUCCAAACAUUGCUGGAACAUCCAUAUCAUAUUUGCGAGAUUUUUUGGUCGAUCCGAGCCCGAUCCUGACCAAGCUGCACGUGCAAUCUCAGGCUCAAACGAAGAAGGAUAAGGAAAAUGCUCCAUUCCGGAUUGUGGUUCAAGGAUCCGACUUUAAAGCGUUCGAUCAUUCAACGAAAACGAAGGGUCUUACCAAAUCGGCCCAGGAAGCGUUCGAAGCUCUGCGAGACGCCGCCAUUGAGAACCUCAGCAUUGCUCUGCGUGCGGCGCACGCCAUGGAUCAAUACUGCGUGCCAGCGCUGGUGGCGAACGUGUCAAAUCGGUUAUUCACCGCCGAGAAGCAGGAAAGCGAAUCGAGUCUGGUGUCUCUCAACAUCAUCGUCAUGUUGGGGCACGUGGCUGUCGCCCUUAAGGACACACCGAAAACGACCAACAACAUCCUGCAGUUCUUCAUCCAGCGAUUCUGCAAGGUUCCGUCGGAACAGAACGUACUGAUCGUCGAUCAGCUUGGCUGUAUGCUCAUCUCGAAGUGUGAACCGCAGGUGUUUGAGGAGAUUAUGAAAAUGUUCUCACGCGUCACCGUGCAGGCAGCCUCGUUGGCUUACUCGACGAAUCCGGAGCAAAGUGUUUACAGAAAAUCGUACCAUCACGUGUCGGAUGCGGUGGUGAAUGCGCUGGCCAACAUUGCCGCCAACAUACAGGGCGAGCUGGAGAUGCUGGAUCUGCUCGGUAAGCUGCUGGAGUUGUUCGUGCAGAUCGGGCUGGAGGCGGAACGGUCGUCGGACAGUGCGUCCGGGGCACAGAAGGCUAGUUCGAGUGCCGGUAACCUGGGCAUGCUGAUACCGGUCAUUGCGGUCCUCGUGAGACGGCUUCCGCCGAUCAAGAACCCAAAGCAGCGGCUUCACAAACUGUUCAAAGACUUCUGGUUGUACUGUGUGGUAAUGGGCUUUACGAACUCGCGCCUUUGGCCCUCGGAUUGGUAUCAGGGUGUGCAGCAGAUUGCGGCAAAAUCACCCCUGCUUAUUUCGCAAACGGCGCACCGGUCAGAAAUGCGUGAACUUAACUACACCUCGGCCAUUCGCUCGGGAAGCGUCAGUUUGAUGGAGCUGCGGAAUCAAAUUCUGCUCCUGCUCGACCACCCGCCGGCGGAUAUUACUGCGUGCAUCAACAAGCUUACGUUCGCCCAAUGCGCGUACCUGUUGAGUGUCUAUUGGUUGGAGAUAUUACGCGUGGAAAACUCGUCCGAACCGAGCCUAGAGCCGAUCCUGAGCUAUCUGUGCGAUAAUGCGCUGCUGAAGGAUAAGUCGGGCAUGUGGCUGUGCAUCCGGUGCAUCGGCGAUCAGGUGUUUGAGAAGUUCCGGAGCGUACUGUUGGCGCAGGACACGGUCCGGGAGAAGGUGCUGGAAUCGCAGGCGAUGCUGCUGCUCGUUUACUUCAACCACAUUCACAAGCAGAUCCAGCUGGUCGCCGAUCAGUACCUUUCGCAGCUGGUGGAUAAGUUUCCGCAUCUCCUGUGGAACCGGAAGGUGCUCUGGUGCAUGCUGGAUGUGCUGCAGUUGCUCGCAUUUUCACUGACGCUCGAUCCGAACGAGGAGACGCCGACGCUACGGGUCGCCUCGACUCCGUACACGCUGCAGCUGAUGGACAGUUUGCCGGCACGUGAAAGUCGCGUUAAAGACUUUGCCGACCGGUGCCAGGGGAUCGUCAAUGAGGCGAUGAAAUGGGCCCCGAAGUCUACGCGCAGCCAUCUGCAGGAGUAUCCGAAUCAGGUGCCCUCGACGACGCUGUCGAACCACAGUGGGCUGGCCCUUGCGGUCGAUUCGAUCCUCCACACCUGGGUCACCAAUGCGUACAUACCGACCACAACGAAGCGUCCGCACUGUGUCAACAGUGACACUUCGAAGUUUGUGUCCGUACUCUGUCUGCGUAGCAAAUACGCGGGUGAAAUCUCCGGCCUUCUCUCCGUGCUGGAGGACGAGGAUAAAAAGGGGCUAGCGGACCGGCUGGUGAAGGACAUCUGGGACGCGUGUGCGGAGAAGAACGACCCCAAGCACCGUGGAGCGUUGUGGCGUGCGACGGCAUACCUGAUCCUGUGCUCCAGCGCCAACCGGAAGCUGCUGCAUGCCAUCUCGUCCUCGCAGGUGCAGCUGUUCACCGUGAGUGCCAUGGAGACGGCGGUCGAGUGCUGGCAGUGGAUACUGACCGCCCGGCAGGAUCUGGAGCUAUGCUUCAUCCAGGAGAUGGUGACCGCCUGGCAGACGACGUUCGACAAGCGGAUCGGACUGUUCUCGGAGGAGAGCGACGUGACGAGCCCGCUGGCGGCGUACGAAGGCUGCAAGUUGGUUCCGAAGCCGAUCGUCGUUGCCCCGCAUCACAUCUGGCUGAGCCUACUGUCGGAGAUGGUCGACACGGCCAAGUACUGCAAUCGGGAUAAGGUGGAAAUGUUUUGUAUGCUGCUCCAUCGCUGUUUACCGUUCAGCAGAGACUUUAAGCAGAACAGGCACAUCUCCACCGUUGGGUGUCGGUUCAAGUUGCUUCAGUGUGGCCUGUCGCUGCUGCAAGGCAACACGAUCCCGAAGUCGCUCGCGCGUAACAUCCUUCGUGAGAGAAUUUACGCCAACGCGCUCGAUUACUUCUGUGGCCCGCAGAUGUGCCCGAGUCAGCCGCGCGAGGCACUGCUCGAGGACAUUGCCACGCUGCUCAAGUUCUGGCAAACGAUGCGCAGCGAGAAGAAGCAUCUCGUUGCGUCGGAGGUGAGUGACUAUGAACUGCACGCGGCCACUUCGACGAACCUGUCCGUGCAGAAGGCUUCCUUGGACACGGUAUCGCUUGCCGGAAGUGAGGUGGCCCGUUCGACGAGCAGUGGUAACGCGGGUUGGUACAACACGAUCCCACACUCCACUUCGACGCUUUCGAAGCGCUCGAACCGCAUCAAACGUCCACCGUACCCGAAGGAUGCGUACGACAAGGACUACAUGAAGAAGCGUAACCUCAUCCUGGAGCUGCUCGCGGUCGAAAUCGAGUUUAUGCUUAUCUGGGCGAACCCACUCGCCCUGCCGGAGCUGCAAAUUCCGGGCGAAGAAUCGGUCAACGAGUGGCGUGCCCGUCCGCUGAAGCUCAACGUGUGGCGUGACUUUACACGGCUCGCCUGGUCGUACAACCCAGCGUUGGCCGUUUUCCUUCCGCAACGGAUUCGCAACGCGGAAACGAUCGAAGACGAGGUGACCCGGUUGGUAUGCUCGGAUCCGAUGGCUGCGGCACACAUCCCCGAGGCACUCAAGUAUCUCGUCACCACGAAGACGGUGCUGAACGAAUCGCCCGAGCUGGUGUACAUGUUGACGUGGGCACGGGUCAAUCCGAUACAGGCGCUGUCGUACUUCUCGCGCCAGUACCCGACGCAUCCGCUGACGGCACAGUACGCCGUCAAAACGCUCAACUCCUAUCCGGCCGAUGCGGUGCUGCCAUACAUUCCGCAGUUGGUGCAAGCGUUGCGUCACGAUACGAUGGGUUACGUUACAGAGCUGAUUAAACAUAUUUCGAAGCGAUCGCAAAUUGUGGCCCAUCAGCUGGUGUGGAACAUGCAGACCAAUAUGUACAUCGACGAGGAGAUGCACCAUCGAGAUUCUCUGUACGACGCAUUGGAAUCGCUUUCGCAGAACAUCAUCUCCUCCCUCUCCGGCCCAGCGAAACGUUUCUACGAGCGUGAGUUCGAUUUCUUCGGCAAGAUCACGGCCGUCAGUGGGGAGAUUCGUUCCUUCCCGAAGGGCCAGGCGCGCAAGAAGGCCUGUCUGGAGGCGCUCAGCCGCAUCAAGGUACAGUCGGGGUGCUACCUUCCAUCGAAUCCGGAAGCAAUGGUGCUGGAUAUCGAUUACAACAGUGGUACGCCGAUGCAGAGCGCGGCCAAGGCACCAUAUCUUGCCCGGUUCCGCGUGCAACGCUGUGGCAUCAGCGAGCUGGAAACGAUGGCAAUGGAAGUGUCGAACAAUCCGGACUCGCAGAUCGAUGGUCCCCGGUUGAACUCGCUAGGUCCGGAAGCGUGGCAGGCGGCCAUCUUCAAGGUCGGGGAUGACGUACGGCAGGACAUGCUGGCGCUGCAGGUUAUCUCGAUCUUUAAGAACAUUUUCCAGCAAGUCGGGCUGGAACUGUAUCUGUUCCCGUAUCGUGUUGUCGCCACGGCACCAGGGUGUGGUGUUAUUGAGUGCGUUCCGAAUGCAAAAUCGCGCGAUCAACUCGGGCGGCAGACGGAUUUUGGACUGUACGAGUACUUCCUGCACCAGUAUGGGGACGAAACGUCCAAGGAGUUCCAGUCGGCCCGCAGUAACUUCGUCAAGUCGAUGGCGGCGUAUUCCGUGAUUGGAUACCUGCUGCAGAUAAAGGAUCGUCACAACGGCAACAUUAUGAUCGACAAGGACGGCCAUAUUAUACAUAUCGAUUUUGGCUUCAUGUUCGAAUCAUCCCCCGGCGGCAACAUCGGGUUCGAGCCCGAUCUCAAACUCACCGACGAAAUGGUGAUGGUAAUGGGAGGCAAAAUGGAAGCCGCCCCGUUCAAGUGGUUCUGCGAUCUUUGCGUCCAAUCGUUCCUGGCCAUUCGGCCGUACCAGGACGCGAUCGUGACGCUCGUGUCGCUGAUGCUCGAUACCGGGCUGCCGUGCUUCCGCGGACAAACCAUCACCCUGCUCAAGCAACGGUUCGUGCCGACCAAGAACAGCAAGGAGGCGGCCGCACACAUGCUCGGCGUCAUCCGCAAUUCGUACCAAAACUUCCGCACGCGUACGUACGACAUGAUCCAGUAUUAUCAGAAUCAAAUUCCAUACUAGGACGGUAACCGGUCGGGGCCGUGCUCCAUAUUUAUGCUUCAGGGUUUUGGGGUUUAAAACCAACCGGUGGGGAGAAUUAUCAUAUAGAAAUCAUUGGAAGUGGGGUUGAAACAAGUUACCAAAGGUAAUUACUAUUAUUGGUGUUAGGGGGAUAAAAUGACAACGGGCCCUAAGGCACGCUAUACUAACUGUUUGUGUGAUGUAGUUCUUCGCUGUACUUCGUUAUUGUUGUUACUCCUUAUCUAUUGACAUCAAGGGAGAUCAAAAUCCAAAGAUUGAUAAUAAAGAAAUACUUUAU